AUGCUGGCAGGUUCUGAAGCUCAUCGGGUACUGACAGAAGUUGUGUUUGAGAAGAGAUGGCUGACUCAAGUGAAGAAGUUUAUAAACUUCAGAUCUACAUCAGACUUGGAAAACUUCCAAAAUCACAUCUUGAUGUAUGCGGCAAAGCGCAUGUCCUACACAUUGGACAUUUAUAGAGCAACUUGCCUUGCUGCCAUAGACUACAAUAAACACAACCGACGCAGGCCUGCACGCAACAAGGAAGGACAGAAAAUGUACCGAAAGUCUUACAACAAAAAGUCAACAACAUGGAGUGCAUACGAAAUGAAAGAAAAGAAAACCUACUCCUACAUCCCAGAGAUUCAAAAGGCCAUCCUUGCUGUGAGGCUGCAAAGUGAGCUUGCAGCCUUCUUUGAUCGUCAGAAGUCAGGUCGUGUAGUUCUCCUCCCCCCGCGACCUCGACUUCUUGCUCCGGUCUUGGGCCUCGCACCGCCAGCACCCAUGGCUUGA
This is a messenger RNA of Knipowitschia caucasica, 489 nucleotides long. NCBI's taxonomy places the organism in Eukaryota, Metazoa, Chordata, Actinopteri, Gobiiformes, Gobiidae. The record is from the annotation of a GenBank genome assembly.